Stegostoma tigrinum is the source of this 4904-nucleotide messenger RNA. RefSeq lists its product as uncharacterized. Bases 365 to 3832 code for a protein of 1155 amino acids. Gene Ontology annotation, molecular function: cis-regulatory region sequence-specific DNA binding. The record is from RefSeq and is a predicted model, not a curated record. The transcript has 14 exons. Gene Ontology annotation, cellular component: transcription elongation factor complex; membrane; bicellular tight junction. Lineage: Eukaryota; Metazoa; Chordata; Chondrichthyes; Orectolobiformes; Stegostomatidae. Gene Ontology annotation, biological process: positive regulation of transcription elongation by RNA polymerase II; snRNA transcription by RNA polymerase II; bicellular tight junction assembly.
CAGUUCGUUCUCGCCCUAGUUAAUAUCUAACUUUGUUUAAUUGAUCUUCCUGUGUCAGAGUUUCUCUCAGAUUCCCAGUUUUUCUGCCGUGUCGAGUCAGCGCUGAGAGGAACAGGUUCAAAUCCCAACUGAGACCUUGGAACUGGCCUGGGAGCUCCGAGCACUCCAGAUUCACAUGGAGGGAUUGGCGUUGGAUUUCUGACACAGCACAAUGGAGCUGAAGUCAUUGAGGGCAUUGUGCCAACUUCAGCCUCAGGCCUGGCAUCAGCAGAGUGGAGAUUUACCAAGGUGAUGUACUGAAGUGAUUGAAGCAUCAAGAGAUUUGAGAAACUCAAGCUGCUGGAAGCUACAUUUGAAGGUUUUUAUGGUAAACGCACAUACACUACCUGUAGUCAAACGCUGGCUAGUUUGGUUUAGUUGGAGCAGUAAAACAGGGAGGCUAGGAACAAUGUCUUUGGAUUGGAGGACUGUAACCAAUGGCUACAGCAGGAGCUGGACAGCAGCCAAUGACCGAGAGGCUGAGCAUUCUGACCCAGAGAGGCCCACAGUGCCCAUGUAUUUGAAGUCAAGCUCAAGGACUAGUCCCAGUCAGGAGGAGGAGGAUAUGUUCACAGCCGUGGAUGAGCCACCCCCACUACCCCUGCAGCCACCAGUGGGUGAAGCCGAACUGGAAAUGAAUGUGCCUGACAUCAAGCCAAAGAGAAAAUUCAUCCCUGACUCUUGGAAGGAUUUCCUAAGGGGCCGUCGUGGGCGUUCCAGGCAGAUAUUCAAUUUGAACUCAGUGUGGGGAGCAGAGGAAAGCUCACCACCAGUGUCACCCCUUCUGAGCCGGCAGCGGACUGCAUCACUAGGCAGUGACCUCUCUGAGGAGGGCUCUCAGCAAGCAGCCAAAGGUACGCACCCGAGUAUGGCAGACUGGGGGGUGAAACGGGAAACAGCAGCCACAUCUCUAACUGAUCCCACAGAGAAACAGCCCGAAUCAGCCCAGAGCUACUCGGAGAUGAUCCAUGUCUACCAACUCAAACACGCGUACAUGAAGUCUUGGCCAGGAUUGCUGCGGGUGCUGGGAGUCAUGGAGCUGCUUUUUGGAGCAAUGGUAUUUGCCUGUGUGUGUGCAUACAUUCAGAAAGAUAACCAAUGGUACAAUGUCCUUGGGGGAUCUUUCCCCAGCUUUGGGCUUGGGGACAAUUAUUACUACAGCGGACCCAAAACCCCUUUUGUCCUGGUCAUGGCUGGUCUGGCCUGGGUUGUGACAGUGGGCCUCCUCAUCCUGGGACUCACUCUGUAUUAUAGAACCAUUCUCCUUGACUCUGAUUGGUGGCCAUUGACUGAAUUCAUAAUGAACACUUGCCUUUUCUUCUUGUGCAUGGCAGCUGGCAUCGUCUACGUCAAUAGUUUCAGUCUCGGGGGUCUGUGCUAUACCAUGAUAGCCAACAGCCCCCUGUAUUACCAGCUGUGCCGUGUGGAGAGUGGGCAAAUUGCUGCAGCAAGCUUCCUGUUCAUCAACAUGCUCCUGUACCUGGUCAGUGCAGUCGUAUGUCUAAAGGUGUGGCGUCAUGAACUGAGGAGAAAGGCAAGAGAAGCCUUUCGGAACCAGCGUAAAACAGCUGCAGUGAUGAUGACACAGAAACGGCCAUUUUCAUUCAAGCACAUGCCAUUCAGGAGAAACGCAUCUCAGCCCCGAGAGGAGAUGGCCACCAGAAACAUUCAGCUCUGCUCCAAUGCUCCUGGGACCCUCAACAAAUCCAUUCCGGCUGGAUAUAUCCCAAAGCCCCUCAUAAUUCCUGAUUAUGUAACAAAGUACCCAAAGAUUGAGUCUGCAGAAGAACGGGAGAGAUAUAAGGGCGUAUUCAACGACCAAUAUGCAGAAUACAGGGAACUACACUCUGAGAUACACGUGGCCAACAAAAAAUUCCAAGAGCUGAAAGUUCUCAUUGAGAAACUGCCUCGCUACACAGAGAGUUCAGAGGAACACAAACGAAUAAUGAAGAUCCUUAAAGAUUACAAGGAAAAAAUCAAUGAUCCGGCUUUUGUGGAGAAAAAAGACCGAUGCACGUAUUUGAAGAAUAAACUCUCAUAUAUCAAACAGCGAAUCCAAGAAUAUGAUUCUGAAUGCAGCUCCAAAGGCAAUUACUGUUCGGACGGAACAGUCCUGAAUGAGAGCCAGCGGGCUUUCACAGUUGUUACGGUACAAGCCGACUCUGUCAAUGUGAAUUCUGGCUCUGUGUCAUUCUCCGGCCUACUCCUAGUUGCCCUUAUUUGCCUAGGACGUACUGUCACGAUGUAUGAGAACCGACCCCUGGGGAGCCCCCCUGCCUAUAGCCCGAGUAAUUUCACCCAACCUUUCCCACACAGAGCCUCCAUGGGGAGUUAUGAAUAUGAUAUGCAAUCCCCUCCACCAGGCUCAUAUUACAUUGAGGAGAAGCCACAACACUUCUACAAAUGGAGCUCCCCACCAGGAAUCAUCCGCAUUUUAGAGGGCAUUGUCAUUAUUCUGUGUCUUGCCAUCUUUGCCUGUGUGGCAUCAACGUUGCAAUGGCAGUAUGGCUAUGGUUAUGGCAUGGGUGGAAUGAUGGGUGGCAUGGGAGGUGGGUACUACCCAGGGAUGGGAGGAGGAUAUUACCCUGGCAUGGGGGGUAGUGGCUAUUACCCGGGGAUGGGAGGGUAUGGCUAUGGUGGCCACACUGACCCCAGGGCUGCCACUGGCUUCAUGAUUGCGAUGGCAGCCAUUUCAUUUAUUGCCGUCUUGGCCUUCUUCAUUGCCAGUGUCAGCAAGUCCCAAAACUCCAGAACCCGCAAGUUUUACUUGUUGUUACUCAUAUUCAGCGCUGUCCUUGGAGGCUUGGAGCUGAUUGCCAGCAUCGUAUACAUCAUGGGAGUCAAUCCAACAGCUGGAAGUGGAGGAUCGUUGUACUAUACCCAGAAGAGAAUGUUAUGCGCCCAGUUUUAUUCAGCUGGAGCUAGUAUGAUGUUGACUAAUCAGUAUCUAUACCACUAUUGUGUUGUGGAUCCUCAGGAGGCUGUGGCGAUUGUCUGCGGAUUCCUGGCAGCGCUGACCUUUUGUAUCAUUGCUUUCUUCGCUCAAAGAGUGCGGCAGAAAAUCUGGAAAUACGGGAAGCCGAAUAUCCUGUGGGAAAAGGACUUCGCUGAUGUAGAGGUGGGACCCAACGUGGAGGAAUGGGUGAAGACUGUUCCCGAAGGAGACCGUGAUGAAAUGGAUACAGUUCAAUACUUUGAUAAACCAGCCAAUGGCGUCGAUGUAUUAAACACCAAUGAGUAUAAUUCGCAGCCAACUACAUACAGUGUGGAGAAUCACAAUCAAUACCUUUCCUCCUCUUACCCCUCGAGGAACUUCAACUCAACUCCGUCUGAAGAUAUAGUGAAGAAGCCUCCAGCUGGUCGACGGAAGAAAUGGAGGAGACGUGGCAGAUCAGAGAUGGAGGAAUCGCAAUAUGAGACUGAUUACACAACUGGAGCAGAAUCUGGUGAUGACAUGGAUGAUGAGGAAUGGGACAGUUUGUACCCUCCCAUAACCUCAGACCCCAUUCGGCAGGAAUACAAGAGGCAGUUCGACACUGACCAUCGAGAAUAUAAACAGCUUUGUGCUGAAAUGGACGAAAUUAACAAUCAGAUCAAUUUCCUGAGCAAGCGUUUGGAUGUCGUGACUGAGGAUGACCCCAGCUAUGAGGGAGUUGCUGAGGAAUACAACAGAUUAAAGGACUACAAGAAGACAUCUGAGUAUCAGAGUAAACGGCUACAGAGCAGGCGCUUGAAGAGGAAACUGUCACACAUUAAGCGGAUGGUCAAUGAGUAUGACCGUCAGCGAGAAUAAGAUUCAAAGAGGACAUAUCAUCCCUCAGCCCCUUCUGUCUUUUCUAUUUCUCCAACCUCCCCAGCCCCAUCCAUCACCUACAAUAUGAAAACUCUAAAUAUCCUGCACAGCUUGGUGUAAAUUCCAAACACACACCAGAAACGAGGGGAAAAUGGUCAGGACUGGAAUGUCACCGUAUUCACAGUGUGACAGAACCAACACUGCACCUGGAGCAGGGAAGGACUCCAUUUCUAAAUCCUGCUUCUAGACGGCUUUGUUCAGAGCCGCUGAGAAUCUAUAAUCAAUAUCCAAUACAUGGUCAAUCAAAGAAGCAACCGUUAUCAAAGCUGAAAGGAAACAUGAGAGGGGCCUCCUCGAACUUUAACCAGAGUGUUCAGUCCACUGGAAGAAACAGCAUAUGGGCCAUUCAUUCCUUGUCAUGCAACAGGCAUCAAAAGAUCAAAUUAUGUUACAUCUGUCUCCAUCAGUGCAACAACCUUAUGCAUUUAUAUAGUGCCUUUUAACAUAGUAAACUGCCUUAGGUGGUUUCAUGAUGGUGUGACUAGACCACAGAAGAUUUUAAGACUGGGGAACCGAAAGCUCAGUCAAGGGAGACCUUUUAAAGGUGGAGAGAGAGAAGCAGAGAUUUAAGGAUAGCAUUUCAGAGCUUAGUGCCUGAGCAGUGAAGGCUUGGUCACAGAUGGUGAGGUGAUGGGAUUCAGGGAUUGUCAGGGAGCCAGAAUUAAAGGAGUGAGAAGCAUCAGUAAAGUCAGGGAGGAAUUCAGAAAUUGACGAGACUUUUAAAUUCAAAUCAUUAUUGGAAAAGGGGUCAGCGAGGGUCGGGCAGCAUGUGUUCUGGCUGAACAGGACAUGUAAGUCAGGCUAAAGGCACAAGCUCAGGUUUAUACAGUGUGCAAGAUUGGAGACUGAGUGGUUAGAGGAGAUUUGGAAUAGUUAUAUCUAAAGGUAACGGGGAUGGGAACGGAGAUGAUAGGAACUGCAGAUGCUGGGAACAACUGUAUCAAUGGCAGAUGAGCUGAGGCAGGUUGAACGUAAGUGAUGGGUUGGAUGCUUUGACAAUGGAGGUUACUGG